CAGAGCACUUCCUGUGCCGUCAUCAAUAUGCGACGAAAGUAGGAGAGAGACGUGGGAGAUUCGAAGUAGCAAAACAAUGUACAGUUAUUGAAUAUCUCAGUAAACAAUGCCAGCUACGAUUAUUUAAAACGGCAAGGGAAAACACUUUAUCCGACAUGGCAACCCCCAGUAAAACGCCGCCGGGUGCCGACCCUAAACAGCUGGAGAGGACGGGGACCGUCCGAGAGAUCGGCUCCCAGGCUGUAUGGUCGCUGUCCUCCUGUAAACCAGGUUUUGGUGUGGACCAGCUGAGAGAUGAUAACUUGGAGACAUACUGGCAGUCUGAUGGAUCCCAGCCACACCUAGUCAACAUCCAGUUCAGACGGAAGACAACGGUGAAGAUGCUGUGUAUCUACGCGGAUUACAAGUCAGACGAGAGCUACACUCCCAGUAAGAUCUCUGUCAGAGUGGGCAACAACUUCCACAACCUGCAGGAGAUCCGACAGCAGUUGGAGAUGGUUGAGCCCAGUGGCUGGAUUCACAUCCCUCUGCUGGACACGGUCAACAACCCCAUCAGGACAUUUAUGAUCCAGAUCGCUGUUUUAGCCAACCACCAGAAUGGCAGAGAUACUCACAUGAGACAGAUCAAGGUCUACACCCCUGUCGAGGAGAGCUCCAUUGGCAAAUUCCCACGAUGCACCACGGUAGACUUUAUGAUGUACCGCACCAUCAGAUGACAUUUCAGUGUUCCAGGGUUCUGUGGUUUCCGAGGUUCCAAGCAGAACCUCUCAGCAUUCCGAAUCCUGGGUGCAAUCCUUCAGUUUAUAAUGUGGACCUCAUAAGGGAAUUGGAUUGCCGAGUUUUCUUUACAAUAUUUAACUGAGACGCUUUUCAUUUCCAUUAAAUAACUCCUCAAUGUGCUCUAGCCUCCGUCUUUGUCCUAAAUGUUACUGUUGCUGUUUCCACCAAAUGAGUGACAUGGACCCUUUUUGUCUGAAUAAAGUUGAUUUCUUUAGUUUGAUGAGACUGUGUUCCAGAGGCAGUGGUUCAUGCCCAGACCUAACCCUGUGCCUUCAUCUGCUAUUAAUAUGUACUGUCUGUUCAUUCAUCUGUCAGACAGUACUCUGUUCAUGCAUCUGAUGUCGGUCGGACAGUACUGUCUGUUCAUUCAUCUGAUGUUGGACAGUACUGUCUGUUCAUUCAUCUGUCAAACAGGACUGUCUGUUUAUUCAUCUGAUGUCAGACAGCACUGUUUGUUCAUUCAUCUGAUGUUGGACAGUACUGCCUGUUCAUUCAUCUGUCAAACAGGACGGUCUGUUCAUUCAUCUGAUGUCGGACAGUACUGUCUGUUCAUUCAUCUGUCAAACAGGACUGUCUGUUUAUUCAUCUGAUGUCAGACAGUACUGUCUGUUCAUUCAUCUGAUGUCGGACAGGACUGUCUGUUCAUUCAUCUGUCAAACAGGACUGUCUGUUCAUUCAUCUGAUGUCGGACAGGACUGUCUGUUCAUUCAUCUGAUGUCAGACAGUACUGUCUGUUCAUUCAUCUGUCAGCCUUAUACUAUCGUUUCAUGUGUGUAUUUUCCUUUGUUGAAUAAAAUAUGUUUUGAGUUUGA
This is a messenger RNA of Esox lucius (northern pike), 1592 nucleotides long. It is a transcript of the gene anapc10, whose product is annotated as anaphase promoting complex subunit 10. Gene Ontology annotation, cellular component: anaphase-promoting complex. The record is from RefSeq and is a predicted model, not a curated record. Bases 156 to 716 code for a protein of 186 amino acids. NCBI's taxonomy places the organism in Eukaryota, Metazoa, Chordata, Actinopteri, Esociformes, Esocidae. Gene Ontology annotation, biological process: anaphase-promoting complex-dependent catabolic process; protein K11-linked ubiquitination. The transcript has 7 exons.